Trichobilharzia regenti is the source of this 237-nucleotide messenger RNA. Lineage: Eukaryota; Metazoa; Platyhelminthes; Trematoda; Strigeidida; Schistosomatidae. The record is from the annotation of a GenBank genome assembly.
AUGGAUAUUUAUAGAGCGUUACCAGGAAAUGAAAAUGAAUUAAACACCUUUAAUCCACCGAAUUUAUUUGAAAAGAAGAAGCCUUCUCCAUCGUUGUCAGUUUCACCUUGCCCUCACCUAUCACCGGUAUCAACGGCUGCUUCUGCUGCCGUUGUUGACAUGUCAAAAUUUCCUAACUGUUCCCAAUUGAAUGAAUAUAUACAUGCUCUAUUAUAUACAGCUUCAGUUAAAUCAUAA